Suillus discolor is the source of this 2800-nucleotide messenger RNA. RefSeq names its product Muskelin N-terminus-domain-containing protein. Gene Ontology annotation, cellular component: cytoplasm. Gene Ontology annotation, molecular function: protein binding. The transcript has 13 exons. The coding region runs from base 31 to 2652 and encodes 873 amino acids. NCBI's taxonomy places the organism in Eukaryota, Fungi, Basidiomycota, Agaricomycetes, Boletales, Suillaceae. The record is from RefSeq and is a predicted model, not a curated record.
UAGUCACUCUCACCAAAGAUCAAACCGUUAAUGGCUGCCACUUGGGCGACCUCAAGCCAACCAACUAUGCCCCCCGCACAGGCCAUGACUUACACCAUUUCCGGAUGCUCGGAGCACAGCGGGAACUACGUCCCAGAAAACAUAUUGGUGGACACUCCACAGGACCCAACAAGUAGAUGGAGCGGCGCACAACAAUUACCUACAGCGAAGCAAUGGAUCCUGCUGAAGUUAGAAGCACUCAGUGUUGUCAAGAGUAUAACAUUUGGAAAGUUUCACAGGAAACAUCCUUGCAACAUGAGGGAGUUCAGGGUUUAUGUAGGCCUGAAUCCACACCAUAUGGUGCAGGCGCUGCACACUCAGCUCAAGGACGAUACGGUAUCCGAAACAUUUCCUUUGAAACAUGUGAAUAGCGAGGGCAUUUUUUUUCCGACACGGUACAUCAAGAUCGUACCAGUUUCAGCGCAUGGGAUGAGCUUCCAUAUUUCAAUCUGGUAUGUCUCUGUUUCAGGCAUAGCCGAUCCUCUAUACGUCGACAAUAUCCGCUCGCGAUACGAGGAGUACCGAGAAACCAUAGUGCUUCGCCACGUGCUGAAGCACUUGAGGCAGCGGAGGUUGCUAACACCAUAUCAAAAUAUCCUGGCGCGCUCGAACAUUCAGGUGGAGCACCCUGUCGUGACAGCCUUGUACUUGAGCCUCGUUCUUCAAGGGGCUUGGACUGAUUCCGAAGCACUUCUGUCCGAAGCAUCUUCAGCUGGCCUUCUGGAUGCUUAUAUCCAAUUUUGUCAACCACACUCGCAGUGGAAACGUCUUCACGGUGUGGACGCAGACGGUGACGCACCGAGCAAACGCGGUGGCCAUGCAAUGGCACUCGACCCUGAAAAUGGCCUCAUCUACCUCCUUGGAGGCUGGGACGGGAAGAAAAGCCUGGACGAUUUCUGGGUGUACGACGUGAGUGCUGAGCGAUGGCGCGUAAUAAGUCAUAGUACAUCUAUCGAGAAGAACGGACCUAUCGCUAGGUCUUGUCACAAGAUGGUUUAUGAUACGAAAUCGGGGUGCAUCUAUCUCCUGGGUCGACUUGGCGAUGGAGAUAUCUUGAAGCCGGAGGAUCAUCAAGAACUAUUAAGAAGAGCGGGUGAGAUACCGGACGGGUCUAGGUCUACUCCAUACUGUUCGGAGUUUUACCGGUAUCAUACACGAGGAUUGGAUGUUGGGAAAUGGGAUUUGUUGUCAUUUGAUACGGCGUCCUCCGGUGGCCCACCACUCAUCUUCGACCACCAAAUGGUGAUGGAUUGUGAGGCGCAAAUAUUGUACGUUUCCGGGGGGCGGGUUGUCGAUGGCGAUUGGGAUUCGCCGAAGUACUCUGGCAUGUAUAGUUAUAACGUCCGCACAAGCAAAUGGAAAAUCCUACAACCCCAACCUGCAUUGUCAAUGGCAUCGUCUGUACAGCCGCCCAUCUCGCCCCGCUUCGGUCAUUCAAUGGUUCUCGACCCAAUGUCGCACACUCUUUUUAUUUUCGCGGGGCAGCGUGAUGACAAGUAUCUGUCCGACAUGUACGCCUACGACAUCGCAAGCAACACGGUGACGGAAUUGUUCAGCAAUUUCAGCACAAGUGGGGGUCCCGACGCAUGUUUCACUCAGCGGGCGAUUAUCGACGGACGGUUGAAAGAGAUUUAUGUAUUCUGUGGGCUGACUCGCGUGCAGCCCACCUGUGCGCUUACUAGCUUACGUGCCGACACGCCAAAUUGGGUGUAUCAGUACGUGCACCCUUCCAAACCCGGAAAAUGGACAAAAAUAUUGCCCGAAGUGAUGCAGGAGGGCGGAGAGCCUGCCGAAGUUCCUCUUCCACGGUAUGCACAUCAAGUAGUGUACGACGAGGGGAUGAAACGCGUAUUUAUGCAUGGCGGAAAUGCAGGGGAGGUGAAUGAGCCGGUGGAGGAUGUGGAGACGGAGGUAGAGGGAAGUGGGGAUGACGAGCGUCCGAGGAGAGGUGAUGACGAUCGUCCGAGCAGGAUAUCGAAGGAGAUGAGGCUGGAUGAUUUUUGGACUAUGAAGCUAUUGAGAGCCGCACCCGAGGAAAUUAUUAGGCGAGCAAAAUACCAGAUCCGACAACAACAGUUCCGAGAAAUGUGUGAAGAACAACCCGCAGUUAAAGCGCUACGCUUUCUGCAAACGCAAGUGUCUGCGGUGGUGGACCACACAAACCCAGAGGAGACGAGUGUGUUCAGGGCACUCCUGGGGCAUCUCUUCUCGACUCCAAUUACCACUGAUGAUAGCUCCGUAGAGUCUACAAGCACACCUAAAGAAACUACUACAAGUCUUCUCGAAGAGCCACCGAAAAAACGUUCACGUCCGAACACGCCCGACGAAGCCUGGACGAGUCGACUGGAUGAUGAAGAUGAGGACGAGAUGCUUGAUGCGAGCACGUCAACCGCUGUGACCUCUAGUGGACAGAAGCGGCGGCACGCAGUGCUUUUGAUGGAAGAAGAUCCCGUGGAGACUGCGUUGCGGGACGCUUCGACAAAGCCGCUGUCACCUGAGCGGUUCAGGCAGCGUACAGAGGUGUUUGAGAGUUUAUUGCAGUUUGUGGGAGAAGAUGGGAAACAGCCCAUGGGUUCGCUUUUAGAUAUGGUUGAUGCAGAGGAUGGGAUAUGAGGUUGGUGGUUGUUUCUGAUAGGGUUGAUUUAGAGGCCACAUACGUUUGGCAUGUUGUCAAGAUUAUUUGAAAGUUGAACGUUCUGAACGUCGAGAUCUGAGGGUUCUGGACGAAUUCGACACUCCGUACGUACGAUUGAGGCAAGCA